UGGUAGUGCACGCGACAAUAGAGAAGGAGGGUUUCACUUUGUGAACAGUUCUUCGGGCAUCUUUCACCAGCCUUCUGCGGUGCUGAUACUGUUGGCGACACGUCCUUGGGACGUUCACUUAGGUUACCGAACAUUUGUUUCUGCUUGUCACGCGAUCGUACUUAACAAGAUACACCGGGUGUCACUUUCCUCGGCUCGCAUGUGCUCCCGCCGCUAGGCGAUGUCUGUCUUCAGUCACACUUGGAGCCUUCUACCCCCUCCCUGAUACAGCUGCAGCCUUCAGCCAGAAUGGCAGCAGCGUUGAGCCGCCGCUGCUGUUUGCAAGCUUUGCUGCUCCUCGGUGGGGUGGCGCUCCUCGGUAUUGGCCUGGGAGUUGUGGACGCAGCUGAUGUACAGCCAUCAGGUAACUCCUGUCCUGGAAAGUUGAACUGUGCACUACUACAGAAGCGAACACCAUGCUCAUCUGGUUCCAGUCGUUGUGGGGCGUGUAUUGACCCCCUUGUGGAAGAUAAGAAUCAAGUCUGUGUAAAGCGGAAGAAAAGGCAGAGCGGAAAAGCCCCUGAAGCUGCUGAUUUGGAGAAAGAAAUCGAUGAUCUAGCCAGUAUUCUUGACAAGCAGAAGUCAGACCAACAGCUGGCUCAGAAUGCUGCUGUGCCAUCUUCUAAUAAUACUGGCAAUAAAGGAGCAGGUGCCCAGCCUGCAGUUCGGAAUGCUGCUGCAACUACUACAAACCCUGCCAACACAGCCAGCCUGAUGGCUGUGAAGGGAGCUCCGAUGGCAUCUCCACGUUUUCCUGAUGAUGCUGUUUUACUUGGUCUGGUCAUUCUGUGUUCUGUGACUGGAGUAUGUGCACUGAUCAUCGCGGGUGUCUGCUGGGCCAAGUUGCAUAAAGACACAAAAUUAGCGAAGAAAACAGAUUAUCCUGCUUUUAAAGGCAGUGCACCUCCACCAUAUGAGAGAGCUGUGCCUGGUGAUGCCAAACUAGCACAGAGUGCCCAGAUGUACCACUACCAGCAUCAGAAACAACAGAUGAUAUCCAUGGAAAAAAAUAAAGAAGACCUAAAAGUUUCUGACUCUGCUUCAGCUUCUGAUGAGGAAAAUGAAGAUGGCGAUUACACAGUUUAUGAGUGUCCAGGUCUGGCUCCGACUGGAGAAAUGGAAGUGAAGAAUCCUCUCUUUGAUGACUCAUCCCUGCAUCAUGCAGUCCCCAGACCACACCAGUAACUCUUUCACUCUUCUGCUCUGUUCGCACUUUGGGACUGGAGGCUCAGAAAAGGAGGAGAAAGAUGUGAAAAAAAAGAGCAACAUGCCUUCACAGGAUCUCCAUACCAAACUCUCCCAACUUCCCUGUAGGGUGGUGGGACAGCCAAAGCAGCCAGCUGUCUCUGCAUUUCUCUCAUGACUGUUAGUCUUAAAAACAAUGUACCUGAGAUGUAAAGAAGUACCUUGCGGUGGUAUCUGUUUGGCUUGCAGCUCUGUGACAUGUGGUUACAGUUCUUUAUGCUGGUGUACUGUGAAACUGAUGUUAUAGUUCCAGCGUCUUCAUGCAAAGUGUUCCUCCGAGGUCAAGAAGACGUCAACCUAUCAGACAUUACAAUACUUUGACAAAAACUUACUCUCUCUUUGCUUAUUUGAUUUUGUAGUAGGCAUUUUUUCACCUUUCCUCUUGAAUUAAUAUGGAAAUUAUUUCAUCUUCAUCUAGAUCCAAAGCAUAACAGUUUGUAAUGAUCAUUUUUUAGAAUAAUAACAGAUAUUUUGUUUGCCAGGUAGGAGUGAGAAGAAUAUGUAUGUCUGCUAGGCUGUGCAAAAAGUGUAACGAAUUGCAUACAGACCACCCCACCCACUCCAGAAACUUAAGAGGUUUUGCUCAUAGAAGCUUACUGUGUUUAUUGGCAGUGGUUGCUUUAAUAUUUCAGGGUGUUCUUUGAGUUAUUCCCUGUGAUGAGUGGGGCAUUUCCAUCCUGUAUAUGUCUGUCUUUGGGUGAGUGCAUCUGCCCUUAGUUACAUACAAUUCAUAUGUUAAAUCUGAGGAUUUACCACUAUAUUUUUACAUCUGAGUGCAGCAAGUGAAGUGUGUGUGUGUGGCUGGCCUGGGUUUAUCAUGUUAAUGGGUUGGUAUGCCUCAUUAAGUACCCCUAACCAGAUUGUGCUGCUGCCAUGUGCUGCCCACCUUUUUACGUCAAUGCACAGCUACCUUCUUAUGUACCACAAUAUCUAGUUGCAGUGUUUACAACACACUUGAGUAAGCGUGACAAAGGGUUGAGCUUGCUUUGUUUGAAAAGCUGGAGCAGAUUAGUGUGUAAUGAUGAUAAAAUGGUACAGUUGAUCAAAGAACCUGUGUUGUUUGUUGCUAUAGCUACAUCAAGGCACUUUGUAUAAAGAUGGCCCUCGAGAGAUGAAUGGUAAUAGUCUUUUAAAAGGAGUCUUCAUCUUCGGCUUACAGUUCUCCAUUAGACUAACAGAAUUAGUGAGGUUAUAAACUGGGUGACUGAAAAUAUGUUCCUUGUAAAGGUCAAAACAGUGGGGGAGUUUCCAGCUUGCUGAAGCUUGUUGUUGACUGUUUAGUAAAGUUGGCAUAUUCCUGAAGUGGGAAAAAAAUCUGAGUGAGGAAGGUGCAUUGUCACCUCAAAUUCAUCUCUUUCCUGGAAGCAAGGGAGACCUUUCCUGUUUCUCCUUCUCUCUCUUUUCAUGUUUCAGACUGGAUAAACCAAUCACUGAAGUGUUUAUUUCUAGAUACUUCACAUCCUUCCAUUGGUCUGGCCUUUAUAGGGCUGAUCAUACCUCAGUGCAGCCAGAACUACAAUGGUGCACUUAUCAACUGUCACUUUCUUUUCUGGCAUUAAAAAAGCAGUGACACUCAAUUGCUUACAGGAGUCCAGUGAAAAACACUGGUAAGAAAAAUCCUGACAUUGGAAGCAAACACCCAAAAUCUGAAAACCUAGUCCCACAGUAAACAAUCCUGUAGCACUACAAGCUUUGUAGAGAGACCCCUUCAGCCUUGUGUGGGAAUGGUACCCCAAAAUUUAACAUAUCAGCUAGAAGAUCAUGGAAGUUGUGUUUUUUCAAAUAGCACCACAAAAACAGUAAUCAAGAAAAAAAUGAUAAUUUUGCGAUAUGUAGUCGUUCGCUUACUACUUUUUGGUAGAUCCGGUUCACAAUAUUUUUGUUAACAAGUCAUAAUCCUGUUUCCCUGAAAAUGACUUCAUCUGUUUUUCAUCUUUUCUUGUUGUACUUUGAUCCAUUUUCCAGUGGAACAUUGUGUUGAGUGAAUCAAAGCAGUUCACCAGGGAAAAGUUGAUGCAGUAGAACCUAAUGCCUCAAUACAUCUAAUGGCAGCCUAGAUUUGCUGCGGAUGCAGGCAGUGUGUGAGCUAACAUAACAGUUUUGUAAUAAUGGAGAAGGUCUCUACUAGCAGUCACCUUCACAGUUGUUUUAGCUUAAUGCUUCUCACACCUGGUGCACUGACCAUUGAUUGUGUAGCUUUAACUUUUAGUGACUCCAGAGAUUCAUGUAAAGUACUAGGCAAAAGUCAAAUAUACCACAUUGCUAUGGUACAUGUUACAGCAACAGGUUUCCUGAAGGUGUAACCCAAACAUUACUUUUUACACCAUUAAUCCAUUACUUGUACAGCUAUUUCCCCCAUCAGGUAAAGUUCCAUAUACCCCCUAAAUCCAGUGUUUCUGUCAGAAGCAUUAAUGACAUCUGCAAAAUAAUGUGGCAGUAUUACAAACAGAAACAUGAAGUAUAAAGUUAGGCCACAAUGUUUCUGUGGAAAGUGAAGCUUGUUCCCUUAACAGUUUCCAGUUUUACUGAUAUUUCUGGGAAUGGUGUCAUUCCAUUCUACUUUUAUAAAACAGAUUUUUGCUGUGAUGUUUAACUAAAAGUUAGUGGUAUUUGCCAUUGAUACCUCAGUCUGUGUCUGUGACAUCAUAGCCUGUAUGAAACCCACAGUUAAGUAUAACUACUUCAUCAUUUCUAGUACAAACAUCAACUUAUACAGUGUAGAUCUUUUGUAGUCUGUGGUGGAACUAGCAAAUGACACGCCUUCAAGAACUAUUACCCAAAGGAGAGGUUAGUGCACUAGCUAUAUUUUUACACUGUUGCUACUGUGACCUUCAGGGAGACUAAGAUAUGCUAUGAACAUCUUAAACUGGUCUAGUAUCCCAUCAACAUUCCAGUUGGGAGCAGUAUAGUGGUUAUUCAAGAGUGCCAUAGAUGUUGAAGCAGUUGCAUUUAGAAAAACGAGGAGAUGGUGCAUGCAGUAAAGGCCAAGAAACUGAGGAACCCCAGGUUAUAUGCAGUAAGAGCCAGUAAACUGAAGAAUGCCCAGGUUUUUCAUGAAGGGCCAGUAAACUGAAGAAUCAGAAUAGUGUUUGUAGCAAUGAACUAAGCAAUACCAUUUUUAUUUGUGGUAAAGUCCAUUCCAGUGCAGCCUGGGGUGGAUUAAUGCACUUGCAGAAUGAGGUUUAUGGGAGAUGCAUCUUUAUGAGGUCACCAUAUGCCAGAAACUGCUUGUUUUUGGUUCUUCACCUUAGUCCUCCUCAGAUAACUUUCCAGUUCAUAUAAUUUUGUUUCUUGCUAGCUCCUUCUGAAUUAGAAUACAGUGUGAAGUCUUUAUUCAGUUAGCUUUGUGACCUGAUAUAAAUGCAAAACCUGAGCAGAAAGUUUCAGGAUUGCUCUGGUAAAUAUAGGGGGAAACUAGAGGCAAAGCUUUAUCCCUCUUUUUAAAUAGUUUACUGGGCUUCAGUACCUUUGUCAGUGGGUGUUGGUGGUGAGCCAGAAUCCUCAACGUUCAGUACUUGACAUUUUCUCCAGGUUGUUGGUGCUUUUUGUUACUACAUUAAUCCUUGUGUGUAUUUUCAGUGAUAGUAAUAUAAUACUUUUCUUCAAAAGAUGUAACUAUAAAUCUCUCACAUCAGAGCCAUGCAACACACACUAGUUACUUUAGAUCCUUUCCCCACACACAGUAAAUGUAUGCAUAACAGGAUAAUCUGAGGUUUCCCAUUACUGCUGUGCAUUGCGUUGUUGUCCUGUUAUGCCUUAAACAGACUCUGUAGUUUAAAUCUUCAAAUAGAAAUAUGUUCUUAUUAUUAUUUUCAAGAAUGUUAAAUCUGUGUGAGAGUGAUAUCUAAUGAAGUCAUUGUUUUUACUUUAUGAUUUAUUUACUUUGUGUCUUCAGCUUAAAUGCAGCAGCUUAGUCUCUGUGGGGUAUAAUUUCUAUCCAGUUUCACAGCUGUGCACAUUAAAUAUUCAAGUGUGAACUUGGGACUCUAGUGAAGACUGAAUCCUUCAACUCCUGAUCCAAGUUUUUUUUAAGUGUAUAAUUCCUCUUCACUGUUAAGUCUGAGAGUAAUGCCAGUAGUUACUGGUGUAAACAGAGGAGAAAUGAAGAGACAGUUAUUCCAUUCAUUUUAGUUAGGUCCAAACCUGCAGUUAACAUAAUGUCCUAACAGACAUUUUUUCCCCAAUAGGUUGUACACCACAGUGAAAUGGUUUUAGAUGUAAAAGAAAGCUGAACUCUUCUAAAUCUGUCCUGAAUGCCACUAGUGAGAGGUGUCCGUGAUAAAUCCACUUAAUGUUGAUAAGUGUAUGAUAAGGCACUGCUGACCGCCUCUUCAUUCUGUAGUUAUCUGUGUGUUUGUUUCCUCCAGGUCUCCCCCAAGGUUGUUGCCAUUGUGACGAACACUGAUUUGGGCUAAGUUUGUGAAAAAAAAAAUUCUGCUGAAUAGCUUGAAACUCCAUGGUGAGGCCUUCAUUUUGACAGCAUCCAGACUGAUGGCAUAUGGGCAAUCAUAUUCUGGGUAGGCAGAGAGCUGAUUUGUUAUUAGAUGCACUGAUGUGGGACUUAUAAAAGUGGACAACCACAGACUUGUGCCCAGUGCUGGAAUUAUACUUUGUGAUAAUCUGAAGAUGGAAAGUUUAUAAUGGCACAUUAUUAAUGGAGCUCCUGCAACUAUACUAUUGCCAUUGCUGACAGGGUUGUGUGAGCUUCUGAAGGGAUCUGUCAUAGGCAGGAAUAGUAAUCAACAAUGAAAAGCUUAACUUUUAAGUCUGGUGCCGAUCACAUCAGCGCUGUGCAGUAUUCAUGUAGAGAGCUGGCUACAACUGUCACUCAUGAAUAGUCUCUCUUUUUUUUUAAUAGUUGCUGCUUUAAUUUAUUUUUUCGUGUUUCUUUAAAAAAAAUGAAUAUAUAAAAGUGUACAUUGUAUGAAGGACAAGGAUUUCCUCUCUUUGGAGAACAUUGGUGGGUUAUUUGUAUAACAACCAGCAGACUGUCCAUUUCUGUAAGUCCUGCACUCCAACCGAUUGUGCUUUCUGAGAACAUCCUGGUACAAUAUAUGUAAAUUUUCUAAGCAUGCUUCUUCCUGGUGUAUUAGGGGUAAUGAAAGUGGUAUUGAUCUAGAAAUCUGAAACCAAAACACUAUCUGGAAAGGAGCCCACUGUUAAUAUCAUUCUUUAUUACAAAGUAUUCUGCAUAAUCGGGGAAAAUACUGUGUUUUUACAGACACUGAAACUUUGUCUCUAGAUUGUUUAUCAAUAAAACUAUUAUCAGUAUAA
This is a messenger RNA of Protopterus annectens (West African lungfish), 6558 nucleotides long. RefSeq names its product neural proliferation, differentiation and control 1 (gene NPDC1). The record is from RefSeq and is a predicted model, not a curated record. Gene Ontology annotation, cellular component: membrane. Lineage: Eukaryota; Metazoa; Chordata; Ceratodontiformes; Protopteridae. The coding region runs from base 289 to 1224 and encodes 311 amino acids. The transcript is spliced from 9 exons.